Protobothrops mucrosquamatus (brown spotted pit viper) is the source of this 862-nucleotide messenger RNA. Its product is annotated as fascin-like. The record is from RefSeq and is a predicted model, not a curated record. Gene Ontology annotation, molecular function: protein-macromolecule adaptor activity; actin filament binding. Gene Ontology annotation, biological process: actin filament bundle assembly; cell migration; establishment or maintenance of cell polarity. Lineage: Eukaryota; Metazoa; Chordata; Lepidosauria; Squamata; Viperidae. The transcript has a single exon. Gene Ontology annotation, cellular component: cell projection membrane; cytoplasm; ruffle. The annotation marks the transcript as partial.
AUGACGGCCAACGGGACCGCCUCGUCGCCGUCGGCGCCCUCGGAGUCGCUGCCCAUCCAGUUCGGGCUGAUCAACUGCGGCAACAAGUACCUGACGGCCGAGGCCUUCGGCUUCAAGCUCAACGCCUCGGCGCCCAGCCUGAAGAAGAAGCAGAUCUGGACGCUGGAGCAGGAGGGCGGCGGGGGCGACGACUCCGGCCGGGUCUUCCUGCGCAGCCACCUGGGCCGCUACCUGGCGGCCGACAAGGACGGGCAGGUGAGCUGCGAGCGCGAGGCGCCCUCGGCCGACUGCCGCUUCCUGAUCGUGGCCCACGACGACGGCCGCUGGUCGCUCCAGUCCGAGCCGCACCGGCGCUUCUUCGGCGGCACCGAGGACCGCCUCUCCUGCUUCGCCCAGGCCGUCUCGGCCGCCGAGAAGUGGCGCGUCCACCUGGCCCUCCACCCGCAGCUCCACCUCUUCAGCCUCAGCCGCAAGCGCUACGCCCGCCUGGGCCCCGGCGCGGCGGGCGAGGAGGAGCUGGCCGUGGGCCGCGACGUGCCCUGGGGCGUGGACGCGCUGGUCACGCUGCUCUUCCACGAGGGCCGCUACCGCCUGCAGGCCCGCGACCACCGCCUCCUCCGCCACGACGGGCAGCUGGUAGGCCGCGCCGAGCCGGCCGCCGAGUUCACGCUGGAGUUCCGCGCCGGCAAAGUGGCCUUCCGAGACUGCCAGGGCCGCUACCUGGCGCCGUCGGGGCCCAGCGGCACGCUCAAGGCCGGCAAGGCCGCCAAGGUGGGCAAGGACGAGCUCUUCCUCCUCGAGCAGAGCUGCCCGCAGGUGGUCCUGCGCGCCGCCAACGAGCGCAACGUCUCCACCCGGCAAG